Messenger RNA from Monosiga brevicollis MX1, 1240 nucleotides. RefSeq lists its product as uncharacterized. Lineage: Eukaryota; Choanoflagellata; Craspedida; Salpingoecidae. The coding region runs from base 44 to 919 and encodes 291 amino acids. The record is from RefSeq and is a predicted model, not a curated record. The transcript has 6 exons.
GUGAGUCCCUGCUGAUCGGAUCACUACUUGGAUCAUCGUCACCAUGAUCGGCAGGACACCCGUCGCCUUGGUGCUGCUUUGCGCCUCCUUGGCUUUCUCUCAAUCCGACAAUCCCCCCUACGAUGGCUACGGCACCUGUGUCAUGACGGGCCGUGUUCCCGAGGAGCCGCGCUCCUUGAGCUUCUGCUACAAGUUUAACGAAAAUGCUUGCUGUGUGCCCGGUGGUGAUGCUGAAAAUGCCGAGCUCUUCACAACUCUGACAGAUCUGGGCCUUGCGUGCCGUGUGCGGGGUGACGUCCGCGAGCACCCCUUUGCGCAGCUCUACUGUCUCAACUGCGACCCCAAGCAGCCCUAUUAUGUUCGCAACCUGGAAUACACCAACUCGGCCGAUGGCUCAGCUACCGAUGGUCGCGGCCAGACCCUGCUGGUGUGCAAUGAGUGGGCGGAGAGCAAGAUUGGUGAUGGCACCCGAUUCGAUGAGUGCGGUCUCUUGAAGAGUUCGCCUUGCAUCGAUGGCGAUGGCAACGCUAUUGGCGAUCGCGACCCCUACGUGUGCGGUGAUGAUAUCAUUAUCCCCACUCGUGAUUAUUACGAUGACUCGCGCUCCCUUGUCGAGAACAUUGAGGCCUUCCUCAACGCCGAUGAGCUGGGCACCCCGAACAUGGCGGGCGAUUAUGGUUACUAUGUGGUGAACAAUGCCCCCUGCACUGAUGCCGAGUUUGAGGCGAAUCCCAACCCACGCUGCCUGAUGACGGUCGACCAACUCAACCGAUACGACACCGUCCACGGCGUGAGCAUUAAGGACGCCACCGGUGGUUCUUACACUUCAGAUGAAAUGUGCUUCAACGCCGCCACAACGGCCACGCUGGUGCCUUUCUUGGCUCUUGUGCCUGCGCUAUUGGCGUUCCUCGUGCUCUGAGACAAAGCCACAAAAUACAACAUGGUCGGCCAUCCCGUCGGUCAAGACGCCAUCUCAGUCUUUCCUCACGCCGCGCGGAAGGAGAGGGUCGGCAGAGGACGACAUCAUGCUGCUGCUCUCCUCUCUGGCUUUGAUCCACCAUUCUGUUCAUGUUCGUUUCUUCGGCGAGCCGACCUUUUUUUCAUUUUCACUUUUUGCUCUUACUUGUUUUUGGCGUCAUCGUCGUGGACGCCGUUCUUCGAGAGCACAAUCAGGGCGUGUGUGCGGCUCUCGUUCGUGUCAAACUUGUCCUGACACGAUUCAAAUCUAAUUGCCAGCCUG